AUGGUUAAGCGUCUCAUUAUCAAAUUAAUAAUUGAAGUUGGUUCAACAGUUGCGAAAUCGUUUAUGAAGGCAUAUUAACAGAGUGCAAAAUGUAUUCAUGUGUGAAGAUGAUUAGAAUAGGGAGGAAAGUCAGCAAAUCCGUUUAGCGAGUUUUUGAAUCAGACGAUGCAAGCGGCGAAUUUGACACAUAAACCUAUGUCAAGGGAUGAAGCGUUUAAAAUAUUGUAAUUGACAGCUGAGAAGGCUAAUGCGGAAGAAAUAUUGAAAGUAUAUAUUGUUAUGGAGGAUUAAGAUUUAUUGGAGAUAGUUUCACAAGAAUGAUCCAGUAAAGGGAGGAUCAUUUUAUAUUCAAUCGAUGGUGCACAAUGCCAAAUGCGAAUUGAUGAAGGAUUUUCCAGAUGUGAAUGAGAAGGAGAUUUUGGAGAAGUUAAGGAAGGAGGAGGAGAGUCAGAAAGGGAAGGAGGAAGAGGCGAAGUAGGAGGAAUAGAAGGAAAAUUGA
Paramecium octaurelia is the source of this 499-nucleotide messenger RNA. The record is from the annotation of a GenBank genome assembly. Lineage: Eukaryota; Ciliophora; Oligohymenophorea; Peniculida; Parameciidae.